Oncorhynchus gorbuscha (pink salmon) is the source of this 1651-nucleotide messenger RNA. Its product is annotated as male-enhanced antigen 1-like. The record is from RefSeq and is a predicted model, not a curated record. Bases 691 to 1191 code for a protein of 166 amino acids. Lineage: Eukaryota; Metazoa; Chordata; Actinopteri; Salmoniformes; Salmonidae. Gene Ontology annotation, biological process: spermatogenesis. The transcript has 4 exons.
UUGCGAAUUGAAUUAUGGGGCGUAUCAGGCCCGAAUUGGACAUAAUUAUAUACUCGCAAACUCGAUCAAAAAUGAAGGCUGAGGGGCUUACGUUGCAGACUUCCUUUGUUUGUCUAAUCGUUUGGACAGACAUCCAAGAUGGUGACGGGGAUACCCCCAAGGGCAUAAGGCGAGGCUAAACUCAGUGGACAAUGGACCUGAUCGGACAGCUCAGAGUCUCUGCUCUUUUCUGUCCAUAAAACGAGGGUGUCUUAUGAGUUUGAAACGCAGCCAAGGUCACAGGAUGACUAGACAAUGUUAACUUCGGCUGUGAGUGCCUGGGUGGGGGAAAUAAACAUCUAAGACAGCUCAUGGAAACAUUCUAUUGAUAUUUUUGGUAUAAUGGUGAUAACGAAAGUGUCGUUUUGAGAAGAACAUUUUAAAAAUUCUCAAAUGGGGACGUCAAUUGGAAUUGUCUUUCUGGGCCCGGCGUCAGUUAAACUGCAGUACCGCCAGUUUCCUAUGGGUACAUGGGAUGGCGUACUUCCCAAACGGAACCCUGGCAUCAAAACGCGAUGACUUCAAAUCCGCCUCGAUUUCCGUUUCAUUAACAUACGGGAACAGGAACCACAACAGUAGCUGGCUGGUGGCCCAAAACAUUGAGAACAAUCUAACUUUCAAAGGGCUUGUGCCUGAGUCCGGCCUACGUGGAUGGAAGUGGAGAUUGCGUUCGAGAUGGGUCCUGAGAGAAUCUUACCGAACUCUGAGGAGGAGCUAGUCCAGGAGCGGCCGUCGGACGCUGGGGUGCCUGAGGUGGGUGGGGAGUGGAGUGGAGAGGAGGAGGAUGAUAAUGGAGGUUACUAUUACCAGCCACUAAACCAGGACCCUGAUGGACUAAAUGCUGCACCAGGGGACCAUCCUGAGGAUAUGCCCCCAGUAGCAGAGCAACUGCAAGAAGUCCAGGAGAGAAUAGAGCCCCCUCCCCCAGAUAGUGAUGAAGACUCAGAAGGAGCACACAGCAGUGCAGCCUCCAUCCCCAUGGAUGAAGACCACGUGGAGCUGGUGAAGAGGACCAUGGCAGCAGUGGCCCUGCCCUCUCUGGCCAUCCCGGCCUGGGCUCAGGAGAUCUCGGACGACCAGUGGAAGGACAUGGUCCAACAGACGCUCCAGACUCGCCAAAGCUCAGAAGGCCUGAGGCUAGAGCACAAAUAAGACUGAAUUGCCUCCUUCCCUCAGUCUGUCUUUAACUCUGUCCUGCAUUUCACCAACACACUUACCCCAGGGAAGUCUGCACUGAGGUCCUCUCUGAGCAGGUGUUAGGUGUCUCAAUUCUCAAGAGAUUGAACUCCUCUACGUCCAAUUCUAAUUAGAUGAUAUUUCUGAUGAAUAUUUGUUUUUCAAAGGAGGCUCUUGGUACCUACUACACCUAACCUGCUGCUUAAGGUCAUUUGUAGGGUUUGUGAAGGAGUUCGAAUGAGUAUAGUAUAUUUUGUCUCUCAGAUCAGGCAAACUCUUACCGUUUCUGCUUACCGUUCCCCCCCAUAUGCUUCCUGAGACAUUCCAACCACCCUUUCCAACAUCCGAUCACCUUUGUUUGUUUUUAAUGUGAUACUUUCUAUUGGUUGUGAUUACCAUAUUAUAAUACUAUUAAAUCCGUUUUUGUUGAAUGUAA